Messenger RNA from Cryptococcus amylolentus CBS 6039, 1137 nucleotides. RefSeq lists its product as hypothetical. The record is from RefSeq and is a predicted model, not a curated record. The coding region runs from base 460 to 861 and encodes 133 amino acids. NCBI's taxonomy places the organism in Eukaryota, Fungi, Basidiomycota, Tremellomycetes, Tremellales, Cryptococcaceae. The transcript is spliced from 6 exons.
GUCGUUGAGCAGGGUGGCAAUGAGCUUGUAGUCCUUCCUAAGUGUGUUGUUUCCCCUUUGAGGAACUUGUCCGUCCUGAGGACGGUACCGGCGACCUGCUGGUGUAUCUUGGCCGCGACAGCGACGAGAGUCUUCUUCUGCCAGGUCUUGAUGUACGAUACUUGCGCAAAGGGGAUGUCAGUAUGGUACGUUAUCAGGAUGGAAAAAUAGCUUUGUCAGUGGUGCUUUGGGAGGCACAGGAUCCGAUUACUCUUCGUAUUGUUUUCAUGAGCAUAUACCUCAAGAAACGGGUCUUGUCCUCUUGGAGCUGUGUGAAUUAUUAGAGCUUUCUGCGCGCGUGCCAACCGCUGACGAGGGUGGUCGGCAGAGCAAAAGCCAAAAGAGAGAGUGUAGAUCCAAGAUGGACAUAAGGUGCAGGGCGAGUUGGGGAUAGCGUACCUCCAAACUCAUGUUUGUGAGAUGGGGAAGAGGGAGGAUCUGCGUACCAAGCCUUACCAGCGUUUACAUGUCACGCCAUUGCCCAGAAUGCGCAUCAUGCAGCCGUAUGACGACUCGUCCGUCACCCCCAGACUCUCCCCGAAUUGUUUGAGCGCACAUUCGGAAGGCAGCAACAGGCUUGUACCCAGCAGGAACGAUGGGUGGCGGGAAUGGGCCUGGGAGGAUAAGAAUUACUGGGUCUCAGAUGAACCCAUAUCCAAGGCCGACUUCAACUUUACCACCGUGCUGGGUACCGUCAAGCUUUUCUACCUCCGCUCGAAGACUUUCAGGCUCGGCAAUAUAGCUUGCUGGGUGGAUGACGAUGAUCAUAAGGCGGUGACUCUUAUUGGGUACUGGGAAAUGACGUAUAAUAUUGGACAUUGAGUGCCACUAUUUCUCAUCGCUGUAAACAGUCUGAUGAAGUGACUAUCAGGGGAACACGGAUAAGAGACGAUCUCGCUCCGGGAGAGCAUACAAUGCAUUGCGAGUUGCUCAGAGCUACCAAUGACCCCUCCAGGGGUCACGAGUUCAGGAUCAUAUCGCUGAUGAGCAUUUGAGCAUUUGAGACGAAAGGUAUCAUAGAGUACUGUACUCGUACGGGACGGAGGCGACCAACGCCCAAGCCUUUGAUUUUGUUGUACCACUAUCACCCUAUGCAUA